This is a messenger RNA of Cicer arietinum (chickpea), 1599 nucleotides long. RefSeq names its product peptidyl-prolyl cis-trans isomerase CYP37, chloroplastic. Gene Ontology annotation, biological process: protein peptidyl-prolyl isomerization. Lineage: Eukaryota; Viridiplantae; Streptophyta; Magnoliopsida; Fabales; Fabaceae. The record is from RefSeq and is a predicted model, not a curated record. Gene Ontology annotation, molecular function: peptidyl-prolyl cis-trans isomerase activity.
CGAGGGAAAGCGAGUCAUACACCGAGGACACGUGUUCGUUUUCCCACUACUCCAUUAACAGCAUUGCCCACAACGGAUUAGGCGCGCACCAACUUCAAUGGCGUACCCUCUCUCUUCCUCCUUCAAUGUUCCCAUCACCCGCCACACCUCUCCAUCGUUCUUCCAUCGCGCCACGUCACCUUCUCGAAUCUUCUGCUACUCAAAGAACCACUACCUCACCAACAAGGAACAAUGUGAUGACACGUCAGCGGGUAUAUGUGAGAGGAUAAUGAAGAAGUUGAAGAGUGUGAUUCCUAUUGUAAUUGCUUCCACUGUUCAGUUGGGUUUACUGUUUCCGUUGGUUGAUUCGGUUCCGUACGUUUCUUCUCCUGCUGCGAUGGCGAUUCUUUAUUCGCCAGAUACGAAGGUUCCUAGAACUGGUGAAGUUGCUCUUAGGAAAGCUAUUCCUGCAAACGCUGACAUGAAAGCUAUACAGGAAUCUCUUGAAGAUAUUUCGUAUUUGUUGAGGAUUCCACAGAGGAAACCUUAUGGAACAAUGGAGGGGAAUGUGAAAAAAGUUUUGAAGAUAGCGGUAGAUGAAAAGGAUUCUAUACUGGCAAGUAUACCAGCUGAACUGAAGGAAAAGGGCUCUCUGGUGCAUACCUCUCUAAUAAAUGGAAAGGGGGGUUUGCAAGCUCUCCUUCAAUCUAUAAGGGAACAGGAUGUGGAUAGAGUAUCUGUAAGCCUUCAAUCUACACUGGAUACCGUGGCAGAGCUAGAGUUAUUACAGGCACCAGGACUAUCUUUUCUAUUGCCAGGGCAAUACCUGCAAUAUCCACGACUUUCAGGUAGAGGAACUGUUGAGUUUGUCAUUGAGAAAGGAGAUGGUUCAAAAUUUACUCCAGUUGGUGGAGAAGAGAGAAAAACUGCCACCAUUCAGGUUGUUAUAGAUGGAUUUUCAGCUCCAUUAACUGCGGGGAAUUUUGCAAAACUGGUGAUGGAUGGAGCAUAUAAUGGCAUAAAGCUCAGCUGUUCCAAUCAAGCUAUUCUGUCGGAAAAUGGACAAGAUAAGAGCAGUGGUUACAGUGUUCCCUUGGAAAUAAUGCCCUCUGGACAAUUUGAGCCGCUGUAUAAAACAACAUUAAGUGUACAGGAUGGAGAACUGCCAGUUCUGCCUUUAUCUGUUUAUGGAGCGGUUGCUAUGGCUCAUAACGAAGUCUCCGAGGAGUAUUCAUCACCUUAUCAGUUUUUCUUCUAUCUCUAUGAUAAACGAAGUGCUGGCUUGGGAGGGAUAUCAUUUGAUGAAGGGCAAUUUUCAGUUUUUGGAUAUACCACCACUGGGAGAGAUAUUCUCCCCCAGAUAAAAACAGGUGAUAUCAUUCGGUCCGCAAAGCUUCUUGAAGGCCAAGACCGCCUUGUAUUGCCAAAGGAAACUUGAGUAGGUCUCUUGGUCUUACAGUGCUACCUGAGCAGGUAAAAAGAUUAAAUUCUUUGUAAUAUGUAUGAUGUGUGGCAUCAGCCUGAUUUUCCAGAUGCAGGCUGUGUUGUAAAUUAUAAUUAUUACAAUUUAAGAUUCAAAUUAUAUUGUUUCAAUUUGGAAAGUUGUUUUCUUUAAGAGAA